Fulvia fulva is the source of this 669-nucleotide messenger RNA. RefSeq lists its product as uncharacterized. The transcript is spliced from 2 exons. Lineage: Eukaryota; Fungi; Ascomycota; Dothideomycetes; Mycosphaerellales; Mycosphaerellaceae. Bases 1 to 669 code for a protein of 222 amino acids. The record is from RefSeq and is a predicted model, not a curated record.
AUGCCGCGUCAACACAGAGGGUGUAAUAGGCCUCGUGGCCGCCCUGCUGGCUCUAGCAGUAGCACCAGCGUGUCCAAAUACGCCGACGAAGAGCGCCAGAUUGGUGUUGUUCUUGAGCAGGCUCAAGAGCGUGUUAACGCGUUACUUCCACCUCUUAUCAAGCACCUAUGUAACAAGCAACCGGCCGGACAGUCGAUAUAUCAGAGGGCGUGUCAUCGAUGGAGUAGGAAGCACGGUAGCCUGACCAAUAGGGCUGCUGUUGGGGGCAAUCUUUCGGACAUCCAGUCGGCCGCGUUGAAGCAAUAUAUUAUUGAUCGCGAUCGAAUGGAGCUGCCAAUAUCAAAGAGACUAUUGACGGAAGUCGGUGAGCAUAUUGUUAAGCGAUCGCUGCUGCCGGACGAAGUGUUCAGGCCCUUCGGCGAUAGAUGGGCUAAACGGUGGCUUGAGAAGCACAGUAUCAAGCUAAAGAAGACCAAGCCUAUUGAGAUUGCGCGGAAGGAGGCCCAUGAUCCAAUCCGUAUUCGAGACUGGUUUGAUGAGCUGAAUAGGGUGAUUGCUGAGCACGAUAUUAAGUCGAUCAACACCUGGAACUUCGACGAAAGUGGCUUCCGCAUUGGCAUCGGUGGUGCCGAAUAUAUCCUCACCAUGGAUCCGAAGAGGCGUUGCUAG